Messenger RNA from Staurois parvus, 318 nucleotides. Lineage: Eukaryota; Metazoa; Chordata; Amphibia; Anura; Ranidae. The record is from the annotation of a GenBank genome assembly.
CUAGCCAAUUUUGUGGAACGUUUGAAUGAGGGAUUCAUCAGCCAGAAUGAUCGGAGGUUUGCCAUCAAGCUUUUAGAAGAUCUGGUUUUCUUUGUAGUGGAUGUUCCCAAUAAUGGUCAAAAUGUGCUAGAUGUAACAAUCACCAAACCAAACCGAGAACGGCAGAAGCUCAUGAGAGAGCAGAACAUACUUAAGCAGAUAUUUGGUAUCCUAAAGGCUCCAUUCAAGGACAAAAAUGGUGAGGGACCAUUACUCAGACUAGAAGAACUUUCUGACCAGAAAAAUGCUCCAUAUCAGUAUAUGUUUAGACUGUGCUAU